This is a messenger RNA of Oldenlandia corymbosa var. corymbosa, 3765 nucleotides long. NCBI's taxonomy places the organism in Eukaryota, Viridiplantae, Streptophyta, Magnoliopsida, Gentianales, Rubiaceae. The record is from the annotation of a GenBank genome assembly.
AUGAUUACUCCUGUGGUAGAUGCGUUUAAAUAUUUGACGCAGCUUGAGUAUGAUAUCUUGGAAUACGUGGUGAUUGAACGUUUGGCAUUAGCUGGCCGUGAUAAGCUAAAAGAUGAUGGCCUUAAUCUAUCGGACUGGCUUCAGUCGUUGGCAUCCUUUUGGGGGCACUUGUGUAAAAAGUAUCCGUCCAUGGAACUCAGAGGCCUUUUUCAGUAUCUAAUUAAUCAAUUGAAACGGGGAAAUGGGAUUGAGCUUGUUCUUCUACAGGAGCUUAUACAGCAAAUGGCUAAUGUUCAAUAUACUGAGAACAUGACUGAGGAUCAGUUGGAUGCCAUGGCUGGAAGUGACACUCUUCGGUACCAGGCGACAGCUUUUGGAGUCACCAGGAAUAACAAGGCAUUACUCAAGUCUACUAAUAGAUUGAGAGAUGCAUUGCUUCCAAGGGAAGACCCGAAACUGGCUGUUCCUCUGUUGCUACUUGUCGCCCAACAUAGAUCCACGGUUGUCAUAAAUGCCAAUGUGCCUCAUAUUAAAAUGGUCAGUGAGCAGUUUGAUAGGUGCCAUGGAACCCUUUUACAGUAUGUGGAAUUUCUGUCAAGUUCUGUGACUCCUGCAUCAUCUUAUGCUCUUCUGAUUCCCCCUCUUGAUGAGCUUGUGCACCAGUACCAUCUUGAUCCAGAGGUGGCCUUUUUAAUUUAUCGCCCUGUGAUGAGGCUGUUCAGGUAUCAGAACCACUUGGAAUCUUUCUGGCCACUGGAUUGCAAUGAAGUAGAUAAUGGUAGCUCCGGUAAUGAGGAGUCUGGAACUGUUGAGUCUUCUUCGACAUUGGUUCUGGAUCUUGGUUCCUCUCGCAAGCCUACUUCCUGGUCUGAUCUUCUUGACACGAUUAGGACCAUGUUACCUUCCAGAGCUUGGAAUAGCUUAUCUCCUGACCUUUAUGCGGCUUUCUGGGGUCUCACACUCUAUGAUCUUCACGUCCCUAGAAACCGUUAUGAGUCUGAAAUUGCUAAGCAGCAUGCAGCUUUGAAAGCUCUGGAAGAACUUUCUGACAAUUCUAGUUCUGCAAUCACAAAGCGAAAAAAAGAUAAAGAAAGAAUCCAGGAGUCUUUAGAUCGCUUAACAGCAGAAUUGCAGAAGCAUGAAGAUCAUGUUGCAUCUGUUCGUAGGCAUCUAGCACGAGAAAAGGAUAGGUGGCUGAGUUCUUGCCCAGAUACCUUGAAGAUAAACAUAGAGUUUCUUCAGCGCUGUAUAUUUCCCCGUUGUACAUUUAGUAUGCCUGAUGCUGUCUAUUGUUCCAUGUUUGUAAAUACUCUACAUUCGCUCAGAACACCAUUUUUUAACACUGUUAAUCAUAUGGACGUUCUGAUAUGUAAAACAUUACAACCAAUGAUUUGUUGCUGCACCGAGUAUGAAGUUGGUCGGCUAGGGAAGUUUCUAUUUGAGACAUUGAAAACAGCCUAUUACUGGAAGAGUGAUGAACAAAUAUAUGAACGUGAGUGUGGAAAUAUGCCGGGAUUUGCUGUCUAUUACAGAUAUCCAGAGAGUCAACGUGUUAAGUACGGCCAAUUUAUCAAGGUACACUAUAAAUGGAGUCAGAGGAUUACAAAAAUACUGAUCCAGUGCUUGGAAUCGGCGGAGUACAUGGAAAUUCGAAAUGCUCUUAUUUUGUUGACCAAAAUCUCAAGCGUCUUCCCUGUGACGAAAAAAAGUGGAAUUCUCCUUGAGAAACGGGUGGCUAAAAUCAGAAGCGAUGAAAGAGAGGAUCUUAAAGUGCUUGCCACUGGUGUUGGUGCUGCUUUAGCAGCUAGAAAGCCGUCAUGGGUCACAGAUGAGGAAUUCAGCAUGGGUUUUGAUUUGAAACCCACUACAGUUUCUGCCACAAAAUCUAUGGGCGGAAAUUCUCUUUCUGUACAAAAUGGUACGGGUACUAAUGUUUUGCUGGGUGAAUCUGCUGGAGGACGAACAGGGGUUCCACAUUCUGAUUCUAAUAAUUCCAACAAAGACCUUAGAGCAAGAUCUGAGAGUGCUACUGUGAAAUCCGAGCUGGGAUCUGCAAAAACAAAAAGUGGAUCAUUAGUUAACGGCUCUGAACUUCAAUCAUUACCAUCAGUGUCUGUUCCUUCUGGUACAUUGAGGUCAGCAGAAAAUUCAAGACAAAUCAAUGAAUCUGUGAAUAGGUCUGCUGAAGAUAACACAAAAAUGGCUGGAAAAGUAACUGCUGAUUCUGAGGGGAGAGCUUCAGUUAAACGGUCUGCCAAUCCUGGGCCUCUCUUGAAACAAUCAAAGCAGGAUGCUUCCAAGGAUGAUAGUAAAUCCAUGAAACAUGCAGGCAGAACUUCAAAUCUUUCGGGUGAUAAAGAUCUUUCACUGCAUUUGCCAGAGGCGAAGCACAGUGGGGCCACUUCUACGGUUCCUAGUAGUAGUAACAUGGUUUCUGCUUCAAGUCGAGGGACUACAUCAACAAGGUCAGCAGACUACGCUGUGGAACCUAAGACCGAGAUAGCUGAUGCUAAGUCAUCUGAUUUGAGAGCUUCCACUGUGAAAGAUGAUCUGUCUGAUACUUCAGAUGUGAAAUCUUCUAGGUCUAUUCAUUCUCCCAGACGAGAAAGUACUGUCACUACCCCAAAAUCUAGUGAUAAACCUCAAAAGAGAGCCAGUCCUGCAGAAGAGGUCGAUAGAGUCAACAAGCGUCGGAAAGCAGAUACUGAUUUGAGGGAACCAGAGGGCAGCGAAAUUCGAGUUACUGAAAGAGAGAGGUUAAGUGAUACCCGAGCAACCGAUAGGAUGCACUUGCUGGAUCUAGACAAAGCAGGAAAUGAUGAGCAGAUGACAAAUCGGUCCAUUGGUAAGUCUGUUGAUCGGUUGAAGGACAAAAGCAGUGAAAGGUAUGAUAGGGACAACCGGGAGCGUUUGGAGCGUUCAGAGAAGCCCCGCGGAGAUGACGCUACAUCUGAUAAAAGAGAUAGAUUAACUGGAUAUGGACGGGAACGGUCUGUUGAAAGAGGUCAAGAUAGAGUUGUUUCUGAUAGGAUUUCUGAUAGAUUGACUAAAGAUGAUAGAAGCAAAUCAAGAUAUGGUGAAUCAUCUGUAGAUAAAACUUACACAGAAGAUCGCUUUCAUGGGCAAAGCUUACCCCCACCUCCACCUCUGCCUCCUCAUGUGGUUCCCCAGUCACUCAAUGCAAACAGACGAGAGGAUGAUUCUGAUAGACGGUUUGGAACUGUCAGGCAUGCUCAGAGACUUUCUCCAAGGCAUGAUGACAGAGAGCGGAGGCGGUCAGAAGAGACUGUAUUAGCUAUGCAGGAUGAUGGAAAGCGUAGAAGGGAAGAUGAAGGUCGAGAUAGGAAAAGAGAAGAACGAGAUACUGCCAUGACGAAGGUGGAUGAGCGGGAUCGGGAGAGAGAGAGAGAUAGGGAGAGGGAAAAAUUUCUUCUGAAGGAGGAUGCUGAUUCAAAUGCUGCAUCUAAAAGACGAAAACUGAAAAGGGAUCAGGUGUCUACGGAGCCUGGCGAAUAUUCUCCAGCUGGACCACCCCCACCUCCCCCAUCAACGAACUUAUCACAAACCUAUGAUGGAAGGGAUAGGGGAGAUCGCAAGGGGGCUUUGGGUCAGCGUCCAGUAUACAUGGAGGAUCCAGGUUUACGGAAUCAUAGCAAAGAUGCAGCUACAAAGACAGCACAUCGUGAUAAUGACUCGAUGCAUGACAGGGAUUGGGAUGAUGACAAAAGACUGCGAGCUGAACAAAAAAGGCGACACAGGAAGUAA